This is a messenger RNA of Entamoeba invadens IP1, 2949 nucleotides long. RefSeq lists its product as hypothetical. The coding region runs from base 1 to 2949 and encodes 982 amino acids. NCBI's taxonomy places the organism in Eukaryota, Evosea, Mastigamoebida, Endamoebidae. The transcript has 2 exons. The record is from RefSeq and is a predicted model, not a curated record.
AUGUCCGAAAAAGUCGAUCGUGUGAUAUACUUGUAUCGCAAGAUAGUGGUCAAGAUCUUAGACCUUUCGUUGUUUGGUGAGAUCAACUUCUCGUAUGUGUUUUCGCUCCUACCGAAACACAUUGACGACGCCCAUUUGAUGCACGUCAUCGCAAUUUUUAGUACCAGCUCGAACUUCAUGGAAAUCCUUCCGGACCACUUCUCGUUCUUCUUAAAGGCCCUCGAAAGGCUUUUAAUAGUGAUGCAACAGAACACUAAAGCCGUUGUUGGGGUCUUCCAAGUCGCUUUAAUUCUCUUCUCGUUAUCGGACACGGGAGUCGUCGGGUCACUGAAGGAAAUCACGUUAGACUCGAUUCUGCGGUGUUAUCAGAUAUACACAAAAGUGCUGUCUUUGCGCCCAGAACACGAGAUCAACAGAGUCGUCAAUGCUAUAGACUCCAUCUUCGACUUGUACCAAAAGAAGGUGGAGAUCAUCACUAAAGACACGCAGAACUUCCUCAACGCGAUAUUCUCAAAUGGAACGUUUUCAUUCAACCUUCGAGAGAACGCGCUCAGCGUCUCUGUGAAUAUCGCGAUAUCGUCGCCGAACUCGGACUAUGCGAGAGCGCUCGUCCCGUUCUUUUUCAGAGCAUUUUCAACACCGGGGAGUCGAGGAAGUGACUCCUUAGAAAUGAGACUUGCAAAGACGCAGUUUUCGAGUGUUGCGGAUGCUGUUGGGAUCAUGUCACUGUUCCAGGAACUGAACAAAAAGGCGAAGACGAAGACGAAAAAAAGUAGUCGAGACAAGUUGGCGUUUGUGGCAAUUCAUGCGGACAUCCUCGAGAAUUUUCCGGACAAUGAAGUGGUUGUCCGCGAGAUCAAAAAGGAGACGAACCUCUUUAUAAGCUUUGGGAGAGACCAAAAUAGUUAUGUCCGAGUUGCUGUGUUGGACUUGUUGAAGACGGCAUUUUUGAAUGAGAUUUACGAAGAAGACGAAGUUGCUCCGUUCAUCGAAUUAAUCGAGUUUUUACUCAAUGACAAACAUGAGGAGGUACUGAGCAAGACGUGUGACGUCAUAACGAGUAUCUGUGAGAGUGUUAUAUGUGAGUAUGUUGAUCUCAAUGUGUUUUUGGAGUCAUUAAUUCGACUUUCUCAGUGUGGGGUCUUCUCUGUUGAGAUGUCUGCAGUGAAGGCCAUCAAGAGUGAAGUCACUUCGACCUUUAAAAAAAGCACAUUGAUGUAUUCCAUCUAUCCAGAAAUCGUCUCGAUAGUCUCCCGAGACAAAAGUGUCGAGAACACACUUUUGAAGAAUAAGGCGGUGAGCAUCUUGUUGAGCUUUUUCGAUACAAACGACGAGAUGGAGAGUAAAGAUGUUGGUGGGAUGAUCAAACAACACUUUGGUGAUCUAGUUAUGAGUAUAUAUAAAGAAAACUACUUACCGAAGUAUAGCAUUUUGUGGUUACAAACGAUGAGUGUAGUGAUGCGAGUCCUUUCGAAUUUAAAUGUCUCGUUAAGUCUUGAGUAUUGUUGUUUGAGUGGGAUAGAAAAGGAGUUCUGUAAGGACAUGUUGGAUGUCCUUAUGUUCAAAAGCGACACGGAUCAGUCCCGAUGUUACGAGAUAGAGAUGCAAAUACUGAACGAGACGCUCUACACAAAAUACAGUGAGAAGUAUUAUAAUGAGUUUCUAUUCAAAGCAAAGAGUGAGGCGUUAUAUUUCAUCUCGUGGGUGUGUGAGAGUACAACCAAUGAAGUGGGCGCUGUUUUAAAUAGGACGGGAAAGAGAUUUGAGACGAACAAAAAUUGUAUUAACGUGUUGUGUCAGCCAUCCGUGGUUGAGACUUUGUCGCAGUUGAUUGAUACGUGUUAUGAUAAAAGUGUGAGGUAUCGAGCUAUCCGAGCGAUUGGAUGUAUCACAACGCACUCUUACACAAAUAAGGAGUUGCCUGUCAAGAUCGAUGUGUUCUUGGAGAAAGUUAAAAUUCUUGGAGAGAGAAAUUUGGUUGAUUCGGACGCACGACGAGAGAUAUUGGGGUGCAUCAAACAGUUUCUGAAAUACACUAAAGUGUUUACUAAAGAGAGUUAUUACAAACGAUUUAUCAUGACGUUAAACAUGUGUGCCGACGCUGCUCUGAAUUCGUAUCUCUCGAAUAAUAAGAGCACUGAACAUGAAGGAGGGUAUAAGUACACGUGGAUGGACGCUGAUGAGAGUUUUCUUAUAUCGGAGUAUUUCACGACUGUUGAGAGUCUAGUCUCGACCGAUAAAAGUGUGUUGCCAUUACUAGAAAAUAGCUUUGGUAUGAAGGAGAGUAAGAUACGCAAUGACAAGACAAAUAAAAGCGAGUCGCUGAUUGGCCUGCAAUUGUUCUUCUUUGUGUUGUACACUAUUCUUGGUGUGAAUCAGAUGAAUGACAGUUACGCGCAAUUGGCUCUUCCAAAGUUCUUACAAUUUGAAGAUAAAAACACUGACCGAGUCAUCGCGAUGUUGGAGCAUUUGCUCGAGUUGCUGAAGAUGAGUUGUUUGAAAGGCUUUUCGAAAGAGAUAGAGAAGAAAUUGCGAGGGUACAUCACUACUAAAGACGACAAAGUGUGUGAAGUGGCUAAUGCGUGUUUGGGAAGGUUGAUGGUUGUCGACCCGACGAAAUUUACAAAGACGGAUGUCAUGGAUUUUGCGAGAAAGUUGCCGUCAAAACACUAUCCUAAUCAGACGAUUGAAUCGUUCUUUAAACUCUACAACCUAGGAAAAUUGAAAGACGAGUUCGAAGUCAUGAAGAUCGGCCUUUGGAUCUGUGAGGGGAACAACUGGUCCGGUGAAUGGGAAAUGACAGAGUCAAAUGAGAAACUGGUUAAGCAACCACUCAGGAAGUGGAACGACUACUUGGAUGACAUGUCAGAAAGAGGGUGUCGGGGUGCUCUCAAACCUGGGGAAGGCAAGUUCAUCGAUGACUUAGUCAGUGUUGGCCUCUUUGCAUGA